AUGGUGGAUUCAGGAGUGGUCAAGAUGUUCUUAUGGCUGCUGCUAUGGGGGCUGAUGAAUAUGGCUUUGGUUAACUACUUCCUCUUUGUUGCCGAGGAGGUUCGAGCUGCAUUAGCUCGGUUGGGUUAUGAGAAGCUGGAUGACAUCAUUGGGCGAACAGAUUUGCUUAAACCAAAGCAUGUCUUGUUGGUGAAAACACAGCACAUCGAUCUUGGAUACCUCUUAUCAAAUGCUGGAUUGCCGGAAUGGAGCAGCUCCCAGAUUCGGAGCCACGACGUCCACACUAAUGGCCCUGUUCUUGAUGAGACAAUCCUUGCAGAUCCUGAGAUAGCUGAUGCGAUUGAGAAUGAGAAGGAAGUUUCCAAGGCGUUUCAAAUCUAUAAUGUCGAUAGAGUUGUCUGUGGUCGGGUAGCAGGUGUGUCGGGAGAAGAAUAA
This is a messenger RNA of Miscanthus lutarioriparius, 435 nucleotides long. NCBI's taxonomy places the organism in Eukaryota, Viridiplantae, Streptophyta, Magnoliopsida, Poales, Poaceae. The record is from the annotation of a GenBank genome assembly.